This is a messenger RNA of Saccostrea cuccullata (small rock oyster), 495 nucleotides long. RefSeq names its product F-box/WD repeat-containing protein 5-like. NCBI's taxonomy places the organism in Eukaryota, Metazoa, Mollusca, Bivalvia, Ostreida, Ostreidae. Bases 112 to 495 code for a protein of 127 amino acids. Gene Ontology annotation, molecular function: protein binding. Gene Ontology annotation, cellular component: Cul4-RING E3 ubiquitin ligase complex; SCF ubiquitin ligase complex. Gene Ontology annotation, biological process: protein ubiquitination. The record is from RefSeq and is a predicted model, not a curated record. The transcript has 3 exons.
UAAUAUCAAUCGCAGAAAAAAAAAACAAACCAACCAAGUGAUCGUCAGCAAAAUAGGGUUGCCUGCCCUUGAGAUUAGGAAUGGGAUGAAGUACAUAAAGCUCAUCAGAAGAUGGCCGAUUCACUAAGUUUAUUUCAGCAGUUGCCGGAUUCUGUUCUCCUGCACAUUUUCUCCUUUCUGGAUGGAGUGACUCUUACCAUAGCAUCCUCUGCCUGUGUGCAAUGGAACAGAGUGGCCAGUGAUGAAGUCUUGUGGAGAGAUUUGGUGACAAGGGUUAUAAAGAAGAAUGCCCCGCUUGCCCAAGACAAGAUCAGCUGGAGGGGAGAGUACAAGCGCCUCCUGUACCACGUCCCCACCGAGCUGUCACAGGAAGUGACCGGCCAUACAGAUGAGGUGUACUUCCUGUCGUUUUCUCCCAGUGGACGAUACCUAGCUUCUGUAGGGAAAGAUGGAACAUGCCGGGUAGGGUUGCUUCCCUUACAAACCUCAUUGUAA